AUGCCCCGAUCCAACGCCAGCAACGACGACGACACCGCUGCGCUCCUCGACGCCCUCGAACACGAAGAAUCGAACCCAGUCUACAAUUCACAGCGCAUCGCACAAAUAAAAGCCGAACUCUCUUCCACAAAAACCUCACAAUCCAACCCCAUCGCAGACACAACCCCCUCCUCCGCCGGCACCGUAACGACCCUCCUCAACAACUCCCCGCUCCCGACCCUCCCUACCGACCAAGCAGUCCUAGAUUUCACCACCCAACUCUCUCACUGCAUCCUGCACUUUUCCCAUCCGGACUUUGCACGCUGCGCCACCAUGGACAAACAUCUCACCUGCCUAUCCACCGCGCACUCUUCGAGCAGUGGAGCUCGAUUCGCGCGCGUCGACGUGCGCAAUGUUCCCUUUAUAGUUGAGAAGUUGAAGAUCAGAGUGUUACCGUGUGUCAUUGGGUUUGUGGACGGGGAGGUUCGGGAGAGAGUAUUGGGAUUUGAGGGGUUGGGAACAGGGGGACUGGACGCGUUGGGGGAUGAUUUUGACACAGGUGUGUUGGAGGAUAGGUUUGUCAAGAAGGGAAUAUUGAGCGGGGUGAAGAUUGGGCGGAAGGGAAGGGAUGACGAUGGGCAAAGCGAUGGGAGUGAAGAUUGGGAGGAGAAACGAAAUCGCGGGAAGAAGUCGAUUAGAAGUGGAAGAAGGAAGGUGGAGGACGAUGAUUCGGAUUGGGACUGA
Coccidioides immitis RS is the source of this 723-nucleotide messenger RNA. Its product is annotated as NTP binding protein. The record is from RefSeq and is a predicted model, not a curated record. Bases 1 to 723 code for a protein of 240 amino acids. The transcript has a single exon. NCBI's taxonomy places the organism in Eukaryota, Fungi, Ascomycota, Eurotiomycetes, Onygenales, Onygenaceae. Gene Ontology annotation, cellular component: cytoplasm.